This is a messenger RNA of Saprolegnia parasitica CBS 223.65, 976 nucleotides long. RefSeq lists its product as hypothetical. Lineage: Eukaryota; Oomycota; Saprolegniomycetes; Saprolegniales; Saprolegniaceae. The coding region runs from base 107 to 976 and encodes 289 amino acids. The transcript is spliced from 5 exons. The record is from RefSeq and is a predicted model, not a curated record.
UGCACAAUUACGGUCCGAUGGCGUCGGUGCUCGCCAAGGCGCGCAAGUCCAAGGACGACGCGUCGAUCGCGCGGAAGCGGGCGCAGUCGCGGGCGUCGACGCAGCGAUGGCGGCAGAGCCAGCAACAAUCCGUGGCCGCGAUGCGGCGACAAGUGGCCGAGCUCGAGGCGGACCUCGCCGCCAAGCUCUUUCACAGUCGAGGGACAACGGCGCUGCUCCCACCAGCGAUGGAGCAGCUGAUGGCAGCAAAGAAUACUACGUGCACGAAAACAUGCAGCUGCGCGCGGCAGUGCAAAAGUAUCAAGCGCUCAUGAACCAGACGCUCCUCCCGCUCCUGCGCACAGUGCAGCCCCUCGUCCUCGACGAUGCAUUUGUCCGCGGCGAGAUUCGGCGGGCGAAAAGGCUGCUGGACGCGCUCGAUUUGCGCUUGAGGGCGUCGCUCCCUAGUCGACAGCUCCAUGGCUGGAGCUGUGUGACGCACACGCAAAGCGACGCAGUCGCGUACGACAUUCAGAAGCGAUUUCAGCACGUUUCACUUGACGUCAUUUCCAACCACAUCUGGCACGUCUACCAAGACUCUGCUGCGUACGUCCAGCUCGGCGACUUGCUCUUGGACCACGAGGUUUUGCGAACCAUCGGCGACAAUGUUCUCGUCUUGCGCAUCUCGACGUGGCUCACCUCGCUCCAGCAAGCGAUCCCGAUGUACCUCGUGCUGUACCGCGAGGUAUCUUCCACGUCGUACACGCUCUACGUGGCGACGCUUCGCCCCGACUUGACGCCGAGCGCCCACACCUUUGCGUUUCUUGGCGUCGCAUCGCCGGACGGCUAUGUGAGCUCGUGCAAAGGCGCGUACUCGCUCAUCGCUGGCAGCGUUGUGGACGCCGACUCGAUCCUCGAGCAGAUGAUAUUUUCGCACUGUCGCUUCGAAGCGCUCUUGAAAAGCAGCUUCAAGGACCUCCGUCUAUGCGACCGAUAG